AGAGAUUCAGUGUGCAUAAGUCAAACUUUGUGUCAACAUUCAACUCAAUGAACACAUAACAUGUUCUUGUUCUGGUCCUCAAUCGCUUUGUCCUUAACGUUGGUAUCAGGACUUGGUCGAAUGAAAACAGAUGAUUUAUAUGCCGUAAACUUUGCGACAGAGAUAAGAGGAAGUAAGCUUCUUGGGAGGGUUAUCGAGGAGACAGAAGAGGAAUCAGAAGAUGCUUGCCAGCUGCGAUGUGUAGAUGAAAACCGUUGCCUGUCUUACAAUUUUGGACGAGCAGAAGACGAAAGAAGAUUCAAAUGUCAACUAAGCGACUCUGAUCGAUUUGCUGCAAUGGAAAAUUUUACUCAAGAUGACAAGUUUUCCUACAGGGGAAUACAGGUAUUGCGUAAUGGUACACAGUGGAAGAAGAGAAGUUAAAGAAGAAAAUAAAUUCUUUAGGCAUUAUUUAUUUUUUCUUAAAAGUGUCUUCUGAUUUAAUAUAUACUUUUUCCAAUUUCAGUCGUUUACCGAUAAUCUUUGGAAAAACUGUUCUUGACUCACGUGCUCUAUUAUUCGGUAAACUUUGAGUUAUUGCGUAAUGGGUACACCAUAGAAAAAGACAAGUUAGAGAAAAAAUAAGUUCUUUGGGCAUUAUUUAUUUUUUUCAUCAAAAAUAUCCUUUGAUUUAAUAUAUACUCUACCAAUUUCAGUCGUUUACCGAUAAUCUUUGGAACAACUGUUAACAAGUUGUGUUCAUGACUCACGUGCUCUACUAUUCGGUAAACUUUGAGGUAUUACGUAAUAAGUACAACGCAGGAAAAGACAUGUUAGAAAAGAAAAGAAAUUCUUCAGGCAUUAUUUAUUUGUUUGAUAAAAAAAAUCCUCUGAUUUAAUAUAUACUUUACCAGUUUCAGUCUUUUAUCACUCAGCUUUCAUUAAAAGUCAUGAACAUAUCGAUAGUUAAAUAUCUAAAGAUAAAAAUCACUUCUUUUGUAGAAAAAUCUUGCAAUUCAAUCUAUCUUUGCAAAUCUUACCUUAUUUGGAUUUGAAAAUUUAUACCUGUUAGCAUUUGCACUAAGUUAGCAUCUUUCAAAUUCCAGAGUUCUUGUGAGAUGAGCGAUUCCAUCUGCGGCGAAAAAGGAAUCUGUAUUCCCAACUAUCAAGAUGGCAGCGUAAGAUGCAAAUGUAAAGAUGGCUACAUAGGACCAACUUGCGGUUAGUGUUGGAGUUGUCACGUGCAUAGUUUGGCCUUAAAAAUUUGGGAAUUCAAACAGCAAAAGACUUUUAUAUAAUUUUUUUUUAGCAGUAACACAGGCAUACUCCGAGAAAUUACUUAGAUGGCUGAAACGAAUAUUGAACCCAUGGCCUCCUGAUUAAGGAUAACUCUCCCCGACCCCCUACUGAAUUUCAGGCGCAUCGUGGUCGCUAGUGAAGACCACCACUGGAAGGAGGCGAAAGACACAAGUCUCGAACAUACUUUUUAAGCAUUGGAAAGAAAUUACAAUCCUCGCAAUAAUCUUUAGAACAACUAUUCAUAAGUGUUCAUGAGUCACGUGCCCUUCUAUUAGGCAGUUUUUUUUGUCUUUAGUACGAUACAUUUUACUCGGCAAAUUAAGUAAAGUUUUUUUUUUGUGUACUUGUUUAUAUGUCUGUUUGUUCGUUUGCUUGUUUUUUUGUACCAUUCCAUAGCUAUAGAGCCAAACAGCUGCGCUGAACUGCUUCGACACGGUUAUGAUUCCAGUGGCGUAUACACCAUCAAUCUAGAUGGCGGAAAACCAGUGCAAGUGUUGUGUGACAUGAAUACAGAUGGUGGAGGUUGGACCGUUUUUCAGAAACGUUUAGACGGCUCUGUAGAUUUUUUUCUAGGAUGGGAAUCUUACAAGUACGGCUUUGGAAAUCCUAAUAGCGAGUUCUGGAUUGGAAACGAUAAUCUUCAUCAUUUGACAGACUCGAAUGACGUCAUGCUGAGAGUUGAGCUGGAAGACUUUGAAGGGAACAUCACCUACGCUGAGUACACUACUUUUAAGGUGGCAGACGAGGCUAAUAAGUACAGGCUUUUGAUGGAAGGAUACUCUGGCACGGCAGGUGACUCCAUGCUUGGGCACCAAUCUCUAAGGUAAAUCAAAUCUGAACGAGGCUUAAUGUGAUAUGAGCCGAGCCAGUAAAUUCUUUGAACUACUCUAUUAACUACACAUUAGUUGGUGAUAUCGCCAAGAGGCACUUAGCGCUUUUCUAUCAAAACAGUUAAUGUAAAAAUUUGUUUUCAAAAAAGAAGGAAAUCAAUCGGCCAGCAAUAACUAUUCUGGGCGAGGUAAUAUUCUGAUUCUGAAACCUCUGUAUGUUUUGAGGUGAGAAACACGUCAAAUGACAAUAGGAGAAAAGUCGACAACAAAGAGGUUAUUAGUUUAGGAAGAUUCUCCUUAUUGUGUCAAUCACAGCCAAACCUUUUCCUUGACCUCUUUUAAUUUAUACUCUCGUGUGAACUAACAUGAGGCUCAUGAAAAAUUUUAAAAAUAACUCGACGGUAAUCACAAGGAGGGGGUAGUGAUGCUUGGAAUUGUAGCGUCUAUUUUGUGGCAAAGGGUGACUCAUACGACUAAUGUAUGGAAUCUUUUUCUUACUUUCGUUCAUAUUUCUAGUGGAAUGCGGUUUUCGACCAAAGAUAAGGAAAACUACAAAAGUCCCGAAUAUCAGUGUGCUUUGAAGUUCAAAGGUGCGUGGUGGUACAGUCGUUGCCAUGAUUCCAAUCUCAACGGCAUCUACUAUGGUGGACCACAUACCAAAACAUACGCCGAUGGAGUUUGCAGGAGACAAUUCAGAGGACUUCAGUACUCACUUAAACGCACGGAGAUGAAGCUUCGACCACGUAUUAUGAAAAAAUAAUUGUGACCUUUUCCUUUGUAAUGGUACAUUAACUUUGUGAGAAAAUGAACGAACAUAGAAUGAGGAGUGUAACGUUUUAAAGCAGAACUUUCAUUAAGUACAAGUUUUUUGAGAAAAAAAAUGCCUUAACGGAGAACACAAUUCGAUCCAUCUUUUUCAUGAGAUGUUUAGUGAAGAAAUUAUUACAUCGAUAGUAUACAUUGCUCAUCGAUGUUUAACACACGGAUUCUAACUUGAAGAUGAAGCUUGUCGCCUCAAAAUGUCGAAUUGUAAUUAACAUACUUGUCACGAGGCCAAAGAUCGAAGGAAUACACUGUGUUGAUCACGGCCGACUACCAGCAAUUUCUGAUGCCACUAGCUUGUAUAAUCGAAUAUGAUGCACAAUAAAAUGACAACUACAGCUUCACUUACACAUUACUGUGGCAUGACUUACAGUAUUUAUCCGGCUAGUAUAGAAAAAUUUAACUAUAGCUGCGGAAGUCUGUUAAGACUCAUUCUUAAAUUGCCUCCAGUGUAUUAUCAUUUUCAGUAUUAUACUUUCAAAAGUAUUUCAAAAGUAUUUGUGUAUUUACUGAGUAAACUAACAUCUUGCCAAAAUUAUGGACACGUCUCUAAAUUAUCUUCAAAAUUUUACGAUACAGCGGUCUGCCUACUGCCACAUUUUAGGUCCACUGAUCCUUUAGACUUAAGGUCAUUUCAGCUUCUACGACAAUGAAAUAUUAUGAGACCUCCUUAAGAUCAAUCAGGGAGUAAGAUUCUGAAUUGGCAAUAUUUUCAAAAUCUUAGAUUAGUUCAAUAAUAUUUGCAUAUAUUUACUGAGCUCGCUCGCAGGUUGCCAUAAUUGAAGACGAGUUUUUUAAUUAUCUUGAGAAUGUUGUUGAUACAGUUGUCUGAAUCCUAGUACAUUUCCCCUCAAGAGGCCCCUUCAUCUUAAAAAUCAUAUUUUCCACAUCUUAUAAAUGAGCAUGGUUUUGCAAAGCUGAAGUAUCAUUGGUCUCCUUGGAAUCAUCUAAAAAGAAAAAUGAGUCUUGAUUAUGUAUUAUGUUCAGUGUCCCCAAUCAGGUCAAAUGAAUUUUUAAUCAGUUUUCGUGAGUAAACUAGAAUGUUGCUAAAAUUAAGGAAACUUAUCCAAAGUAUUUUGAAAACACUGUUGAUAAGCUGGUCUGCACAGUGGUGGGUCCAUUCCCCGAAUAAUUUCUCAUCACGUUAUUUGGAAUAAAAAUAUUUGUUCGAAGAUUUGAUAAAUCGUGAUGGGAAAAACGAGACAUAAGAUGCUAACCAUGUAAAGACGAAUUCAGUUUAAGAUUAGAGAAAGUUGCAAAAUAAGCAGAAUUAAUUUGAUAUUAAGUUUUAUUUCCUUAAAAAAGAUCGACACAGACCAGAGUUAUCAAAAUUGAAACGUUCUAUAAUAUCGCUUACUUUUAAUCUCGAAUGUUCUGGUUGAUUCUAUAGCCAUUAUAAUUAUUUGCAUGUUACUAGGAACUGCAGGAAAAUUGCUAAUAUCUAGAUAUGCUCGGAAUAUGUGUCUCUAAUUAAGAGGUCGCUGAAAUUUGAAUGACAAUGUGAAUAUCUUCCUCUGAUUCUUUUUUGGAACUCCUGCUUAAAUCCUUAGCUUUGAAUAUUCAUGAAUAAGUUGAGGUCUCACGAUGAAGGUGUUAGCGAUAACACUACUACUAUUUAGUUUGAGUGCAAUUUGGUGAUAACAAGCACAAGUAAACUUUUCAAAGACAACAAAAAUUAUACGAGCCUUUAGGGCGAGUGCAAUUUGUAGUCUUAUAUAAUUUUCAAGUACUUAUUUACUCGAAAUUGCACGUGUAAUCAUAUUAUUUCUUAGUAAUGAUUUACAUGAAAAAGGCAUCCCAAGAAGUUACAUAAAAAAAUGCACUUGUUUUCAGCCGAUUAUAAGCGCGUUAUUUCUUCCUGUAUCUUAUUGUGAUGAUAAUACGACGUUACACAACGUUGCUUUUGAGUAUUAAUUCUUCGAUGGCUCAAAAAAGCGAGAACAAUGGUCGAGGAAACUAUCCACAUGUUCGAAUUUAUCUUUAACAUCCAAAUUAAAAAAACCCUUGCUCUAAACGGAAAAAGUAUUAAUGAACAUGGUGGUUAGUGUACUUCACUCUGAUUCUAAUUGGUCAAUUUAUCGUAGAGCGUCCAUCAAGAAAUGAAGAAAGCAGUCCUGAACCAUAGAGAACACGAAAUAUGGGUUACAGUCAAUCCAGCAUAUCAAACUCAUUGUUAACAAAAGCUUAUAUCAAGUCUCGGCGACCAGGCCCCUACCAACGGUGGGAUUCAACAACAUUCAAAAUUUGGAACGAUUACUAAGAGACGUUUUGAUAGAGAUUAAUUUUACCAACAAAAUGUACUUCGAAAUACCAAAGCUUUAGGAUUUAAUAGGUCAAAUUUCAUUUCUUAAAAUUACGAUGGGCAAUUUUCGAAGGCGUUCAAGUGUCGUAUCACGGUCUGCGCUCAAGAAUAGGUCUUAGCUCUUUUGUGCAUGCAUGUUGGAAUCUCAAUUUUACCGCCAAAUUCGAAUGGAGUGAGAACGUUCCUAUAUUUUAGUAAAUAAAAAUUCGUCAAGUUUGCGACCGAUUUAGAUAGGUUAAAUGGCUGCUCAAGUUGGUGCUUUCUCUGCGGAUUAUCUGCAGAUCCGUAAAAGAGGGGAGAAACGAGCGCAAGAAGAGUCUUUGGAGAAUUCAAUUACCAAGCGACAGCAACUUGAGGAAAAGCUCGACGAUACAGAGAGAAGCUAUAAAUAUAAAAAAAGAGAUCUCAAAGAUUCCAAAGAUUUCAACGUAGUGAAUUUUUCACUCGUUUUCCGACUUUUCUUGUUCUUGUCUUCUUUCUGAAUAAAACCCCCAUUGAAAAGACCUCGUCAAAGUAUCAUUUUGGGACUCUCUUUUCCUUUGCAGCCGCCAUGGUCACAAAUGUAAAUUGCCACUAAUUCACACUGAUACUGAUACUGUAAUGCGCAAGCGCAGUAGGGAAAGCGUUGUCCGCGCCAGCUUGGACGCCAACUAGAGCAAAUGUUCGCACUCAUGGGAAGCUAGUUUGAUAUGGAUUAGUAACCGUGCAAUUUACGAUGUAUCUAAUGAAAUGGAAUAUAAUGGAAUUUACUGGUUAUGUUCUGAUAUCAUACGAUAAUAGUUUGGUUAUUGUAAAUAAUAUCGGUACUAAACUUUUGAGUCGUGAAGAUAGGAAGAGAUAAGAAAAAGAAAGCGCUAUUUGUUUUUCCGAAAUUGAAGGAACCGACAAAAGAGAGUUUGGAAAUAAACAGACGUGUACGUGGAGAAUAGAAUAUUUCCUUGUAUUACGUGGAUGCUUUAAAAGAAAAAAUAUAAUACAAGUAUUGUUGGAUGAAUUGAAUAUUUAACUCUUUUUUUUCUUUGUAGAGGGUUGCGUAAUUAAGGAAUUUUUAACGGUUAUCAUCAGUUUUGAAAUAAAAAGACUUAUGUGGAUUAAGUGCAUUAAGGAUAAGAGUAACACGUAAGUAAAAGGAAAUAUGGCUCUCUGGCCCGCGUUAUUUUGGGAGAGGUUGUUUCUAAGUUUCCAAUUCAGGACACUACGUGACAAAUGCAACAGAUAUAGAUCUAGACAACGAGCUCUGAGAAUAACAUAAUGAAGGAAGCCUUCCCUUGAAUAGUUUUAAACGAUCAGGGAGAUUAUUAUCAAAAGGAGCCAAAAAUUGAAAAAAUCGGCUGACACGCCUGUAAGUUUUGCAGAUAGUUGAUCCUCUAGUCAGAAAAUACUUGACCUGAAAAAAAAAAAAAAAAAAAAAAAAAAAAAAAGAUUGUAUGGCGCAUCGCACAAUUGAUACAAUACAACUGGUUCUUUCUUAGGAAAACAAAAAGCAUCAUAUAUAUGUUAGUUUUCAUGCAAGCUUAUGGAUAGAAUGGAUAAAUAUGAGAGUGAUUUUCGCAGUAAUGAACACUGCAUAAGCAGUAGUGAAAAUAAGGCCUGAAAAAGCAACUUUUUCUCAUGCGCAUAACUGGUCCUCGUCUCUGUGUUGAUUCACGUCAAAGGCUUUUUAACCUCCUGGCAUAGGAAGCAGUUUUUUCCUGUUUUUCCUUGACGAAACGUAGCUGCAUAGAUUUAUCCUUGAAUCCCGACACUGUGUGUGGGAGGUGAAAGUUUUCUUCCGUUCCUUCGUUCUUCCUUUUGCUUGUUUAAACGACGCUUGAUGACCGACUGAUGUCGUGCUGAAAUGUUUGAUUCUCCUCAUGCAGCCACGUAUGUUCAUUCAAGUUCUCUCGAAAAUGAACGGAGUAAUGACGAAUUCGUGCUCUUCAUUAGAGCGAUGAGCAUAAGCAUCCUUCUUUGAACAAUUGAACGACUUACAAAGUUUAAAUCAUACAAAUCAGGCUAGAAUACACCUCAGUCUUCGUUGUAAAAUUGUAGUAUUUAACCUAAAUAACUAUUUCGAUAACUUAAAAACGUGAUAGAAGCGACAAAAUUCUAAGUCAGUGAACCAGAAAUCGGCUGACUCCUUUUGUAAAACUUAUACCACUUGAAGUGAAAUUAGUUGCAUGAAAUUAUCCCAGAAUCUCCAAAUAAGAGACUGUGCUUGGAAAGUAGGACGUGAAAGAGUGUUCUUCCGUUCUGUCUUUCCCAUAUUUAGGCGACAUUUGAUGACCGAGUAAAUUUUCUGUAACGAAAUGUUAAAUGAAAAGUUUGAUUCACCCUAUCUAUUGACAUAACUAUUCGAAACGCACCUUAUUUAUUCUUGACUAUCAAAAGAAAAAAAACAAACAAACGAAACAGGCAAACCACACGAUGUAAGACUAAUUAACAAAGAGAGAACGUGUUUAAAAAAAGCAGGCCACUCAUUAAACUUUUGAGAAGUCUUUGAACACCGUUGUGGGUUGAUUAGAAAUGAAUAGUUAGUGUUUUUCAUAUUUAUGACUGUUGAACCUACUGUUAUUGAAACCAUAACAAUGAAUAAAUCAUGUGAGUCGACCAGGAAUUGGAGUGAGAGAUUAGCAGCGCACAAAUCGAAGUUUGUGUCAACAUUCAACUCAACGAACACGUAACAUGUUCUUGUUCUGGUCCUCAAUCGCUUUGUCCGUAACGUUGGUGUCAGGACUUGGUCGAAUAAAAACAGAUGAUUUACAUGCCGUAAACUUUGCGACAGAGAUUAAAGGACGCAAGCUUCUUGGGAGGGUUAUCGAGGAAACAGAAGAGGAAUCAGAAGAUGCUUGCCAGCUGCGAUGUGUAGAUGAAAGCCGUUGCCUGUCUUACAAUUUUGGACAGGCAGAAGACGAGAGAAGAUUCAAAUGUCAACUAAGCGACUCUGAUCGAUUUGCUGCAGUAGAAAAUUUCACUCAAGAUGACAAGUUUUCCUACAGGGGAAUACAGGUAUUGCGUAAUGGUACACAGUGGAAAAAGAGAAGUUAGAGAAGAAAAUAAAUUCUUUAGGCAUUAUUUUUUUUUCCUUAAAAAUAUCUUCUGAUUUAAUAUAUACUUUUUCCAAUUUCAGUCGUCUACCGAUAAUCUUUGGAAAAACUGUUCAUGACUCACGUGCUCUAUUAUUCGGUAAACUUUGAGUUAUUGCGUAAUGGGUACACCGUAGAAAAAGACAAGUUAGAGAAAAAAUAAGUUCUUUGGGCAUUAUUUAUUUUUUUUAUCAAAAAUAUCCUCUGAUUUAAUGUAUACUCUACCAAUUUCAGUCGUUUACCGAUAAUCUUUGGAACAACUGUUAAUAAGUUGUGUUCAUUACUCACGUGCUCUACUAUUCGGCAAACUUUGAGGUAUUACGUAAUGAGUACAACGCAGGAAAAGACAUGUUAGAAAAGAAAAUAAAUUCUUCAGGCAUUAUUUAUUUGUUUUAUAAAAAAAAUUCUCUGAUUUAAUAUAUACUUUACCAGUUUCAGUCUUUUAUCACUCAGCUUUCAUUAAAAGUUAUGAACAUAUCGAUAGUUAUAUAUCUAAAGAUAAAAAUCACUUCUUUUGUAGAAAAAUCUUGGAAUUUAAUCUAUCUUUGCAAAUCUUUUCUUAUUUGGAUUUGAAAAUUUAUACCUGUUAGCAUUUGCACUAAGUUAGCAUCUUUCAAAUUCCAGAGUUCUUGUGAGAUGAGCGAUUCCAUCUGCGGCGAAAAAGGAAUCUGUAUUCCCAACUAUCAAGAUGGCAGCGUAAGAUGCAAAUGUAAAGAUGGCUACAUAGGACCAACUUGCGGUUAGUGUUGGAGUUGUCACGUGCAUAGUUUGGCCUUAAAAAUUUGGGAAUUCAAACAGCAAAAGACAUUUAUAUACUCCGAGAAAUUACUUAGAUGGCUGGCUUAAACGAAUGUUGAACCCAUGGCCUCCUGAUUAAGGAUUACUCUCCCCGACCACCUACUGAGUUUCAGGCGUAUCGUGGUCGAUAGUGAAGACCAACACUGGAAGGAGGCGAAAGACACAAGUAUCGAACAUACUAUUUAAGCAUUGGAAAGAAACUACGAUUCUCGCAAUAAUCUUUAGAACAACUAUUCAUAAGUGUUCAUGAGUCACGUGCCCUUCUAUUAGGCAGUUUUUUUUGUCUUUAGUACGAUACAUUUUACUCGGCAAAUUAAGUUAAGCUAUUUUGUUUGUAUACUUGUUUAUAUGUCUGUUUGUUCGUUUGCUUGUUUUUUGUACCAUUCCAUAGCUAUAGAGCCAAACAGCUGCGCUGAACUGCUUCGACACGGUUAUGAUUCCAGUGGCGUAUACACCAUCAAUCCAGAUGGCGGAAAACCAGUGCAAGUGUUGUGUGAUAUGAAUACGGAUGGUGGAGGUUGGACCGUUUUUCAGAAACGUUUAGACGGCUCUGUAGAUUUUUUUCUAGGAUGGGAAUCUUACAAGUACAGCUUUGGAAAUCCUAAUAGCGAGUUCUGGCUUGGAAACGAUAAUCUUCAUCAUUUGACAGACUCGAAUGACGUCAUGCUGAGAGUUGAGCUGGAAGACUUUGAAGGGAACAUCACCUACGCUGAGUACACUACUUUUAAGGUGGCAGAGGAGGCUAAUAAGUACAGGCUUUUGAUUGAAGGAUACUCUGGCACGGCAGGUGAAUCCAUGUUUGGGCACCAAUCUCUAAGGUAAAUCAAAUCUGAACGAGGCUUAAAGUGAUAUGAGCCGAGCCAGUAAAUUCUUUAAACUACUCUAUUAACUAGACAUUAAUAAGCGAGAUCGUGAUGUAUUUCGAUCAACAGGUGUUCAGCGGUAAAACCAAGAGGCACUUAACGCUUUUCUAUCAUAACAGUCAACGUAAAAAUUUGUUUUCAAAAAAGAAGGAAAUCAAUCGGCCAGCAAUAACUAUUCUGGGCGAGGUAAUAUUCUGAUUCUGAAACCUCUUUAUGUUCGGAGGUGAGAAACACACCAAAUGACAAUAGGGGAAAAGUCGACAACAAAGAGGUUAUUAGUUUAGGAAGAUUCUCCUUAUUGUGUCAAUCACAGCCAAACCUUCUCCUUGACCUCUUUUAAUUUAUACUCUCGUGUGAACUAACAUGAGGCUCAUGAAAUUUUUUAAAAAUAACUCGACGGUAAUCACAAGGAGGGGGUAGUCAUGCUUGGAAUAGUAGCGUCUAUUUUGUGGCAAAGGGUGAUUCAUACGACUAAUAUAUGAAAUCUUUUUCUUACUCUCAUUCAUAUUUCUAGUGGAAUGCGGUUUUCGACCAAAGAUAAGGAAAACGACAAAAGUCCCGGAUAUCAGUGUGCUUUGAAGUUCAAAGGUGCGUGGUGGUACAGUCGUUGCCAUGAUUCCAAUCUCAAUGGCAUCUACUAUGGUGGACCACAUACCAAAACAUACGCCGAUGGAGUUUGCAGGAGACAAUUCAGAGGACUUCAGUACUCACUUAAACGCACGGAGAUGAAGCUUCGACCACGUAUUAUGAAAAAAUAA
This is a messenger RNA of Pocillopora meandrina, 10716 nucleotides long. The record is from the annotation of a GenBank genome assembly. NCBI's taxonomy places the organism in Eukaryota, Metazoa, Cnidaria, Anthozoa, Scleractinia, Pocilloporidae.